UUUUAUUUAUUUACAUUUCCGGCAUGUGAAAACCGGAUUAUUUGAGUGACUUGCGUAAUAAAGGUCAUUAUUCAACUAUCAUCAUUAAUGUAAAAGGAAAAAGUUUGAUGCAACAUGGCAGUGGAUAUAUUUCAGUGCAAAAACAUAAAUAUCCUAGUUUAUGUUCUAGUAGCCCUGUUUGGUAUUGGAUCAUGGGUAGAUAUAAAUGGAUUAUGGGUAGAACUUCCUGUGAUGGUGCCACACCUUCCAGAGGGAUGGAAAUUACCAUCCUAUCUCUCUGUCAUUAUACAAAUGGCUAACAUUGGACCACUCUUGGUAACAGCAAUGUAUGUGUUUUGUAAAAGUUAUAUGAAGGAGAGAGUUGCAGUUUAUGCUGUGUUGGGCAUAGGAGCAACCUCAUGUUUACUUAUGUCGUUUUUCUGGAAGGAAACUUCAUACAUCGCUGGAGAUUUUCACAGCACAGCUUUAUUAGUUCUACAGUUUUUCCUAGCACUUACAGAUUGUACAACGUCUGUUCUAUUUCUACCCUUCAUGGCUACAUUUAAAGCUGAAUACAUGACAGGUUAUUUCAUUGGUGAAGGACUAAGUGGACUUGUUCCAAGCGUUGUAGCUCUUGGUCAAGGAGUUGGUCAACUUACGUGUAAAAAUAUAUCUAGCUUUAAUUCUACGACAAAUGUGACGAGUUAUAGUAUACAGCCUAUUUAUCAUAGCAUCCGUUUUAGUGUAGAAGAGUUCUUUUAUUUUCUAUGUGCAAUGCUAAUCAUUUCUAUCGUGUCAUUCACUAUUCUAAAUUACACAUCUUACUGUAAGAAGGAGAAAGUCAAACAUCAAGAUGACUAUGAAGAAGUUGAGUCGAGCAAUGAUAAUCAAAUGAGUAGUUAUGAACUGAACCCAGAUCAACCUUAUAGUAUAUCAGCACAGAACUCUGAAAAUAAUCAAAAUGAGUUUAUAAAUCCGUCAGCAUUAAGUUCAAGAAAUCAGCUGAUGAAGAAAAAUAAACAACUGGAUAUAAAUUCAAAAUCAGUAGAUAUAAUUCAAUUCCGUGAAAUAUUAUCAACAAAACUCUUUAUAUAUUAUCUAGUCUUAACUGCAUGGGUAAACUGUCUUUCAAAUGGAGCACUGCCAUCCCUACAGACAUACUCAACAUUGCCUUUUGGGAAUGAUGCUUAUCAUUUGUCUGCCACUUUGGCAAAUAUUGCCAAUCCUCUUGCCUGUUUGGUGGCAUUUUUUGUUACAGUAAAAUCAAGCAUUGUGAUAUCGUUUUUAACAUUCCUAGGAACUGCCAUAGCUGGGUAUAUUAUAUCUACAGCUGUAGAGAGUCCGACUCCAGCCCUUUAUAACACAACAACAGGCUCUGUGAUAGUGAUUGCUGCCUGGAUAUUGGUUGUGUUCACAUUAACCUUUGUCAAAGUUUCCAUCGCUGGCAUCUUCAGAGAAGAAGGUAAAAAGGCUCUCCUAUGGAUUGGUGGGAUAUCUCAAGUUGGUUCAGCCGUGGGAGCAAUAAUCACAUUUGUAUUGGUUAAUGUGUAUGAGAUGUUUGAAAGUGCUCCUACAUGUCAGUCAUAAUUGUUUUUUUUUAUUUGUCUUGUUAAUACAUAGUAUUUUUUAUUUAAAAGGUUAUGGGUAACUUGGGUGUUCUUUUUUCGACGAUCUCAUUUUUAUAAGAAUAAGAAAAGUUAUGAAUAUGGAUUUUUUUUUACAGAUUGUCUAUAAUCUUCAACAUCUUGUCAAGUCUUUUUCUAUACAUGUGUAUCAAAACUGUACGUAUAACAUUUUCUUUGCCCUAAGAGCAAUAGUCUGAAAUCAUGAGUUUCAAAAAGUUACUAAUGUAGGAAACAAAAAAGAUGCAUUUUUGAUGUGUCUGAUGGUUAGCUUUAAUAACAAUUAUAAAGUCAUUUGCUUUGAAUUUAUCAAAAUAUAUUAUAAAUCAUGGCUGGAUUAAAGUCACCACUAAUAGGACUAAAGUCACAUCUUAUACCAUGUUGAUGUCUUCAUAUGUGAGGGCCUCAGGGAAGAUUAUUUUUUUUGACUAUCUGUGUUCAUUCUCUUUGAAUAAAUAACUUAUAAUUAUAAUAUCUUAUGGCUAUCCAGCUUUUCACAGAAUAAAUUGAGCAUGACCAGAAUUUAGAUGCUUAGAUGCACACAGAAUCAAAUAUAUGACCUAGAUAUGUGUUCACUACUAGCAGUUCUAGUCCAAUUCAUAUUGUUAUUAGUUAUGACCUUUUUAUGCCCGACCUACGAUAGUAGAGGGGCAUUAUGUUUUCUGGCCUGUGCCUCAGUUCAUUCGUCCGUCUGUGCGUCUGUUCGCUUCAGGUUAAAGUUUUUGGUCAAGGUAGUUUUUGAAGAAGUUGAAGUCCAAUCAACUUGAAACUUAGUACACAUGUUCCCUAUGAUCUUAAUUGAUCUUUGUAAUUAUAAUUUCAAAUUAUAAGUUUGACCCCAAUUUCACGGUUCACUGAACAUAGAAAAUGAUAGUGCGAGUGGGGCAUCUGUGUGCUAUGGACACAUUUUUGUUUUUCAGAUGUUUUAAGAAAGUUAAACUGACUUUGGCUAUAAUUAAUUUAAUUUUGCUAGUUGGUAACUUGAAUCUAACAUCAUACAAAACUGCUUUCUUUCAAAAUCUGAAAGCAAGUCCUAGGCUAACUGUAGCUUUAUAUAUUCAUGAUAUUUGAGUAAAAGUAUUCUUGCAGUGUCUAUCUUAGUAUGGUAUUUUCUAAAGUAUUGUUAACUCUAUUAUCUAUAUGUUUGUAGUAUGUAAAACUCACUUUUCCUAUCAAAAAGGUAUACUGUAUCAACAUGGAAUGUUCAAGUAAAAUAUACAAUGCAUUUAUAUGUUAAGUUCUGUGAUUUUUAUGCAAUAUGGGACCAUAUUAAUUGUAUCUUAUAUUUUAUGAUUUUGAUAUUAAUUUAUUAAUGAUUUAUUUAUUAUUUUAAAUAUUAGUGAAAACAAGAGGAAGUUUCUCAGCUAUAUAAUAUAAAUAAUUUAUUACCCUGAGAUGAGAUGUAGCUGAAGAAUUCAUAGAUUAUCAGUUAAUCUCUAUUUUCAGUUUAAGCUUUUUAUUUUGCCAUUGAUUAGGGAUUCUCCAUUUAGAAUUUUAGUCAGAGUUCAGUAUUAUUGUGAUUUUACUUUUUCCCUAGUCAUAUUCAAUGAUACCCUUUACCAUCUUUUCACGCUUCAAAACUGAGAAAAAACAUUUUCAGAUGAGUCAUGAGUAACUUGAGAUGAAAAAUUAUCACACAAAAAGAUCACCCAUAGGACAAAAUUUAAGAAAUUAGUGAUUAUUAGAUUUAUUUAUUGAAGAUGCAUGUAUCAUCCUUUUUUGUGACUUGUAUUUAAAUGCUGUGUGUUCGAUAGUGAGGGAUUUUUACGUGUCUGCAGUAGUGGCUGGGGGAAUACAAUGUUCUGCCUGAAAAUGCAUGUAUUUUUCUAACCAUAGUUAAACACAUAUGGUGUUUAAUGUUUACAGUUUCUUUGAACAUUCAUCAGUAAUCAUUUUACAAUAGAUUUUCUAACUAAGGAUAUAACUUGAUUCUAUGCCAAUUUUAAGGUUGACUACUGCUUGCAAGCCAUGAAAUGUUUAGCUUUCAAAUUAUCAACAAUAAAUGCCCUGUUACUUUGCAAUUGACUUUUUUCAGAUUAUGAAUUAUAACUAUUGUUAAAUGAAUAUGUAUAUAAAAGAAAAAAAACCCAUAGGAUAUGGGGGUAUCCAUCAAUGACACAAAAUCAACAAAUGCACAACAAAGAAAAUAGACAAAAAGCAAAGGAACAGGCCUGCCUUCUUUUCCAUCACAUCACAAAGUUUGUUUCUUUUGCUAUGAUGAGUUUGUGUUCAAGCCAAGUUAUUGGCAUCUUGUUAAGCCACAUGUUGUCAAAAAGUUUGUAUAAUUUUAUAAUAAGAUUAUUUUUUUGCCUCUCUUGUUUAAAAUUUAAUCAUAUCUGCAUAUAUCUGACUGGAUCCUUACAUGCAUAGAUAUAGACAUGUGAUAAAGAUUACAGUACAUAAUUCUAAGAAAAUGCAACCAGCCAUAUUUAUUUGAGUGGCCACUCUGUGUGUGGGUCUGUACUUUCCAUAUCAGGUUAAAGUUUUGGUUUGUUGUAGCAUCAACAUUAGGUUUAAUAGUACAUACUAAUAUUAAUGAAUUAAUAAAUAUGCAAAAUUAGUGUUUUAACCCAGAUUUCAGGGAAUACUGAAACUGGAAAGGAGUAGGUCAGGUAAUGGCCGAUUUUGGCCUCAAAUUUCAGGUUCAUCAAAUGAACAAUUUUGGACACUUUUCAAACACUAAAGUGUCUAUUGAAAUUGAUUCCAUUAGUUUAUGUAAAAGAUUUCAACUGAUUUAGUCAUUAAAAACGCUCGGAUUCAAGCUUUAAUAUGAAAAAUUUAUCAAAUAUGCAAAAAAACUGUCACUUUUCAGUUGUUUUUUUGUCAAAAAUGAAAGUGGCCGCAUCCGUGUUCAUUCUCAACCUUUAUAUAUAUUAUGUAUUAUCAUCAAAUACUACUUACAUUUUAAUAUUAUGAAUGAACAUGAAAAUUGUGACAUUUUCAGUAAUUUGGCAUGACUUAAUGCUGCUAGUACUCGCUAUAUGUGCAUUUUAUUGUCAAAAACAGCCCAUAUUUAUGUAGCAGAAGCAUUCUACUUAACAGUAGAUAGCUAAAAGGUUACAUUUUCAUACUUUUGUAAAACUGCUAUAUUUUGGGGCCAAAAAGGAGUCUUACUGAACCUACUCCUUUGAUAGUGCUAGUAGAUGAGUAGUUCUAAGGAUGCAUAUUUGGAUGUUUGUGAAUGGAAUAAAGAUAAAUUGUUUUUUGUUGAAAUUGGUGAGGAGUGUUAAUGGUGCUAUUAUCACCUUUACAUGAGAGAUAUUGAAUGACUGGUGUAAACAAUUGUACUUUUUUAAUCAUGUUUAAUACAGGACAAAGGUAAUGGUGUAUGUAAAAAUUGAUAUAAGCAAUAACAUUUUGUAAUGAUUAUUUUGUGUAAAACUCUAGUAAAACAUUUUCAUGUAUAUGUUUAUGUGACCAGAUUUUAUAGACAUAGGUUGCUGUCUCAUUGAUGUUAUUUAGACAGCUUCAUAUAUUUCUAUAUAUUUAUUGAAUUGAAUAAAAGUUUGUUUUUAAUAUGA
Messenger RNA from Mytilus trossulus (common blue mussel), 5122 nucleotides. Its product is annotated as riboflavin transporter 2-like. Gene Ontology annotation, molecular function: riboflavin transmembrane transporter activity. Gene Ontology annotation, biological process: riboflavin transport. The coding region runs from base 115 to 1566 and encodes 483 amino acids. Gene Ontology annotation, cellular component: plasma membrane. The record is from RefSeq and is a predicted model, not a curated record. The transcript has 3 exons. NCBI's taxonomy places the organism in Eukaryota, Metazoa, Mollusca, Bivalvia, Mytilida, Mytilidae.